This is a messenger RNA of Pararge aegeria (speckled wood butterfly), 790 nucleotides long. It is a transcript of the gene thoc7, whose product is annotated as THO complex subunit 7 homolog. Gene Ontology annotation, biological process: mRNA processing; mRNA export from nucleus. NCBI's taxonomy places the organism in Eukaryota, Metazoa, Arthropoda, Insecta, Lepidoptera, Nymphalidae. Gene Ontology annotation, cellular component: THO complex part of transcription export complex. The record is from RefSeq and is a predicted model, not a curated record. The transcript is spliced from 3 exons. The coding region runs from base 146 to 730 and encodes 194 amino acids.
GUUAGAGUUUAUAAUUAAUUAGAAUAAAAACAACAACAAGGUGACGAUAGUUUUAUUAUUUGCUAAAAGAACGAAAUACCUAUAAAUUAAAUAAGGCCGUAUCUUAAUAUAUAAUUUCACAUAAUAUCCAAGUUAAACUGCAGCCAUGGGAGACGAGGAUGUAAUACGUAGAAGACUCCUAAUUGAUGGAGAUGGUACUGGAGAUGAUAGGAGACUGAAUGUUUUAUUAAAAACGUUCAUAAAAUGGUGUGCAGAUGAAAAAAUGGAGGAGAGUAAAGCAACACAUGACAGAAUGCUGGCCCAACUUGCUCAAUGCGAAUUUGCAGUCACAAAAUCUCAGUUGGGUUCAGAGAUGAUGGCUGCGGAACUCCAAAGCUAUGAGUCUUUAUCCAAAAUACUAGAGAAUGGUAUAGAAGUUGCUAAGGGUAACAUUGAAAAGAGUAAAGCGGAUUUCGCACAGGCGAAAACUGUAAGAAAGAAUCGCAUAGAAUAUGAUGUUCUAGCAAAAGUUAUAAGCGAACAGCCCGAUAGGAAAGAGACCUUAGACCGACUAAGUUUAUUAAAAACAGAACUGGGUAGUUUAGAGGCAACUAAACAACAACUAGAAAGUAGAUUGUCUUUAAGGAAAAAGCAAUUUCAUGUGUUGGUGACUUCGAUACAUCAGCUGCAAGCUUUGUUGGAUGAACCUGAUGAUAUGGAUAAUAUUUCUGAAGAUAUUGAAAUGAUAUGAAAAAUAUGUUUGCCUAGUACAUUUGUUUUUUUUUUUGUAAAAUAUAUCUAAGAAAGCAUC